Molecule: messenger RNA, 1698 nt
Organism: Gastrolobium bilobum
Lineage: Eukaryota; Viridiplantae; Streptophyta; Magnoliopsida; Fabales; Fabaceae
Product: pectinesterase-like
Exons: 3
Coding region: 1-1698 (565 amino acids)
Biological process (GO): cell wall modification
Molecular function (GO): pectinesterase inhibitor activity; pectinesterase activity
Source: RefSeq, a predicted model, not a curated record
AUGCAAGUUCUGGUGGUUGGUGCCGUUAUCGGCGGCGUCGUCGUCGGAGUCGGACGCAAUCAGAAAACCAAUGAAAACGGUGGCGGUGAAGGUGUUAGCACACACAGCAAGGCCGUGAAGGCAUUGUGCCAAAACGCAGACGACCAGAAUCUUUGCCAUGAAGUCCUCAACCCUGUGGACACCUCAGACCCAAAGGACUACAUCGAAACGGUGGUGAAAACCACAAUGGACAGCGUCGUCAAAGCUUUCAACAUGAGUGAUAGGCUCUCGGUGGAGCAUGGUAAUAGCAAACCAGGCAUCAAGAUGGCCCUUGAAGAUUGCAAGGACUUGUUGCAAUCUGCAAUUCACGAACUCGAAGCCUCAGGUCUUUUGGUUCGUGAGAGCACAAUUCAGGAUGUUAACGAACGUGCUUCGGAUCUCAAGAAUUGGUUGGGUGCUGUUGUUGCUUACCAACAAUCUUGCCUUGAUGGUUUCGACACAGACGGUGAGAAGAAGGUUCAGGAACAGUUGCAAACAGGUAGCUUGGACAACGUUGGUAAGAUCACUGGUUUGGCACUUGAUGUCGUGUCUGGAGUCUCCAAUGUCCUCGGUGCAUUUAACUUGAACUUGAAUCUUAAACCUGCUUCUCGUCGCCUUCUUGAGGUGGAUCAAGAGGGUUACCCAACUUGGUUCUCCGCUGCUGAUCGUAAGCUUUUGGGUCAGUUCAGCAGCAAAGGAUCCCAACAUGGUGGACAAGGUGGAAUUAUACCUAAUGCUGUUGUUGCCAAGGAUGGAAGUGGCCAAUAUAAGACUGUUCUUGAUGCUAUUAACUCUUACCCUAAGAACCACCAAGGUAAAUUCCUUAUCUACGUUAAGGCUGGUGUCUACGAUGAGUACAUUACCGUUGACAAGAAGAAGCCGAAUAUUCUCUUGUACGGUGAUGGCCCCACAAAGACCAUCAUCACCGGACGCAAGAACUUCAACGAGGGUACCAAGACAAUGAGAACCGCCACCUUCACCACUCUUGCUGAUGAUUUCAUUGCCAAGUCAAUUGCAUUCGAGAACACCGCUGGUCCUCAGGGUCACCAAGCUGUGGCACUUCGCGUUCAAGGUGAUCGUUCAGCAUUCUUUGAUUGCGCAAUGCGUGGUUACCAAGACACAUUGUAUGCUCACGCUCACCGUCAAUACUACCGCAACUGUGAAAUCUCCGGAACCGUCGAUUUCAUUUUUGGCUACGCCACGACCUUGAUCCAGAACUCCAAGAUCAUUGUGAGGAGGCCUGGUCCAAAUCAACAGAACAUAGUGGUUGCUGAUGGGACAGACCAAAAGAGCAUGCCAACAGGAGUAGUCAUGCAAAACAGUGAGAUCAUGCCAGAGGCUGCCCUCUUCAACGACAGGUUGACAGUGAAGUCUUACUUGGCAAGGCCAUGGAAGGCAUUUUCAAGGGCAGUUUUCAUUGAGAAUGUUAUUGGUGACUUGAUUCAGCCAGAAGGGUAUAUUCCAUGGGCACCACCAAAUGAACCAAACACUCAGAACGCUUACUUUGCUGAGUUUGCCAACACUGGACCAGGUGCCAAUACUCAAAGUAGGGCUAAAUGGGGAAAAGGUCUCAUUAGCAAGACUGAGGCUGCAAAAUUCACUGCUGAACAGUGGAUCCAAGCUAGCUCUUGGUUGCCAGCCACUGGCAUUCCUUUCGAUGCUGGCUUCACCAAAGCUUAA